AUGAUUGCCUCCUUCCUUGGGCAGGAGCCUGAGCCGAAUGCAUCAGGGACCAAUGCUGGUAUUACACAAGCAAUUUUACUACUGGUAUCGUUGCUAGGUUAUUUUUCGUUGUUGAUCGUCGAGUCAAUAAAAGAGCGGAGAAAGGAGUAUGAAUUUAGGCGACAACAGAUCCGGGAGCAGUUAGAGAUAGCCGAAGCAGAAGAAAAGGAGACGCAAAAAGAUCAGAAACCGUUUCUCUUUCAGUUGCCCGAGAGCAGCGUGAUUAAUCUGACGGUGCCCGCCUGGUUGAACCCGGCUUCCGACGUCUCGGCGAGAGCGGAGGGGGCCGAUAAGGUCCAAGACAUCGGCAGUGGAUCGUACUCAACGAAAGCUUCGUCGCGUGGACCCGCUAGCGGUCCCGACCCGUCCUCGGCCGACCCGUCCUCGGCCGGCCUGUCCUCGGCCGGCCUGUCCUCGGCCGGGGAGACGUAUAUGCCGAGGCCGGAGGUAGGGGAUGGGCCGUCAAUGAAGGCGCUCGAGUUGAAGGAAGGGAAAAGGAAGAUUUUGCUCCGGCGGUACCAGUACCUUUCUUCUGCUCCGGGUCCUUACCCUUUACAGAUAACAGGUUCUCAAUUCAAUGUAAAAGCUGGGCGGCCCUCGCCAGCUUUUGACGUGGCUCUCUCGUCGGGAAGGAAGAAGAGCAUGGAAGAAAACGCGGUCGGUCCGCGCUCCAGUCCUGAUGUCUUACGGACGGGGACGACCGCGUUAACAGGUGCUUCUUCCAGUGGGGCGUCUUUGCUAUCGCAAAUGGACCCCGCGACUGUGCGAAGACUGUUCGUGCCGCGGCCAGGCAUCCGCCGCCAAGUGAGUGGAGUCCUCGUUCCGGCUUCCGGGGGAUGCCUACGGAGGCCGCGUGUCUCGGUCGUUCCGGAAGAAGACGAGAAGCGCGCCUCAAUCCUUCUGGUACCUUCGCCUCGGUACUGCCCGAAGGUCGUCCACGACGAGGCAGUGAUCAUGCUUCGCUCGUCGCCCUCUCUCCACCACGACAGAAUGCGCUCCUCCUCCCCCAGAAUAUCCCCGUGUAGACGGUCAGCUAGAUCUGGGGUUUUCUCGGGCAGUCGUGUGAUGGGGAAGGUGGUCCCGCGAAGUGCGCCUGCCCACACCCGCAGGUCUGCCAGAUCGCGCGCCAGGCUAUCUCUUUUACAAUCGUCCAGGAAAGAACUGUCUUCAAAACGAGGACUGCGUUCCAAAGCAGGACUGUGUUCUAAACGAGAACUCAAACGGGGACUAUCUGUCAAACGAGGACGGUGUUUCGGUUCUGUUGCCGACCGUUAUCGCUACCAGAUAUCACCUCACUCUCGUGGGGGUUUCGUCCCUUCUCCUGCUGGUCCGGCCUACGGCAAGCGCUCGCGGUCCGGGGCGUCUCGGCACCGUUCUAGUCAGGGGCGCUCUUUCGGCUCUCCCAGAGAUGCUGAAGAACGCAAGCCGAGUUCGACUGAGACCCAGUCCCCGAGUUCGUGUGUGCAGUCCCGGAGAAACAGUACGCCGCGAAUUGCCGGGUUGGAGGAGAGUUGUCCGUCGAGCCAGGAAGAUUUGGGCGGUCAUAACGACUGCAGCAGCGAAGAGUCUUCGUUCAGCAAAGAGUGUUCAUGCAGUGAUGAACUCUCGUCCAAUGAGGAACUCUCGCCCAAUGAGGAACUCUCGUCCAUCGAGGAGCUCUCGUCUAGCGAGGAGUUCUCGUUCAGUCAGAGCAGCCUCGGAGACGUUGUGUUGAACUUGCCGGGUGGGGUGCCUCGUCUGUGGAGGUUAGACGAGCCGUGGGGUGAGACUGAAGAACUCCCCGUAAUGAGUUUCGCAUCAAUUUUUAACGACGAGUGUUUGGAAGACAUUUGCUUGGUAAACAUGGUGUAA
Molecule: messenger RNA, 1890 nt
Organism: Gregarina niphandrodes
Lineage: Eukaryota; Apicomplexa; Conoidasida; Eugregarinorida; Gregarinidae
Exons: 1
Coding region: 1-1890 (629 amino acids)
Source: RefSeq, a predicted model, not a curated record